This is a messenger RNA of Staurois parvus, 332 nucleotides long. Lineage: Eukaryota; Metazoa; Chordata; Amphibia; Anura; Ranidae. The record is from the annotation of a GenBank genome assembly.
UGAUUUUGCAUUUCCGGGUAGGGGGCAUGCGUGAACGCCCUACCCACGCCACUAUUCACGCCUCAGCUGUUAAUCACUGGGUCCCGGCUGCAUAGCAGAACCAUGCAAAGCAGUGUGCUUACAGUGAAGCACACACCCCCCCACCUCCAGAGUAAAACAGCACACAGUUAACCCUUUGAUCACCCCACAUGUUAACCCCUUCCUGCCCAGUACCAUUAGUACAGUGUCGGUGCUUUUUAUUAGCACUGAUCACUGUAUUGGUGUCACUGGGGAUGUCAGUGACACCAAGUCAGUUCCUCACAGUGUCAGAAUACCCGCCGCAGUCCUGCUAU